This is a messenger RNA of Paraglomus occultum, 1428 nucleotides long. Lineage: Eukaryota; Fungi; Glomeromycota; Glomeromycetes; Paraglomerales; Paraglomeraceae. The record is from the annotation of a GenBank genome assembly.
AUGUCAAAAGGGGGAGGAGGGGAGAUUCACUUGCCCAACCCGCGCAAAUCAGACAUGUAUCCAACCGUAGCAUCAGCAAGUGAUGAGGCUCGACAAAAGUUCCUUGAUGAUACGGUAUCAUUCUUUAAAGAUUUAAAAAGCGAUGUCGAGAUAAAGGUUGGCGAGGGGAGUGAAACCGAAACUUUUCAUAUUAAUUCAACUAUAUUAAAAAUCAGAUCACCGUACUUCAAGGCAGCACUAUCCAAUAGAUGGAACCAUACAACUCCCAUAACUCUCUAUGAACCGACCAUUUCGCCUUUCGUAUUUACUAUACUUUACAAGUAUAUCUGUGAAGGCGUAGUCGACUCGCUUAAAGACGUCGAACCCGAAUGCCUCUUAAAAAUUAUGCAAGCAGCUGAUAGACUGUUGCUUCCGCAACUCGUGAAAAUCGUUGAAUUACACGUUGUAAGAAAACAUUGUCAAUGGCUAAAAGACAGGCUCAACAUAUUGCCAGAGAUGUUUAAAUACUCGGGCUGGGUAUAUAUUCAGGCGUUUUAUAUUAACCAUAUAAGCCAAAACCCAGAGAAAUUUUUCGGGUCUCAAAACUUUACGUCUAUGGAUGUAAAGAUCAUAGAAAGCGUGAUCAAUUCUAACGAACUGGCGAUGGACGAAAUUAACGUAUGGGAUAAUCUAAUCAAAUGGGGUGAGAAACAACCCGGAGGCCUCGAUGGCGUGAAAAAAACUCUUGAAAGCUUGACACCCUUGAUACGAUUUGUUAGUAUCCCGGCCAAUUCUUUUUACGAAAAGGUAAAACCGCAUAAGCGAUUUAUACCCGAAGACUUGUAUGAAGAGGCGCUCUGGGCGUACAUUCUUAAUAAACCGAAACAGCACCUACAAAAUCCCAGAGCAACAAGGAUUGACUCAAACUUUAUAACGCCUCAUCACGCCGUGCUACUAUCCGAUUGGGUGGAUGGCAAGGCCCCCGACACGUAUUCUACCAGGCAGUUACCGUAUGACUUUGAACUCUUGGUGAGAGGUAGUCGUGACGGAUUUGAUGGCAACACGUUUUACUCAAAAUGCAAAACAGUUGCCAAGACUAUUAUUAUAAUAAAAGUCAGAGACUCGGACGAAUUAAUUGGUGGAUAUAAUCCGUCUUCUUGGCAGACCGACUAUUCGAACAAGGAUAGCUUUAUAUUCUCUAUCAAGGACUGGAGAAUACUUGAUGAUGUUGUUAUCAGUCGCGUUCGCCCUACUAGCACAUCUCAGGCAGUUACUUGGAGGCGAAACGGGCUAAAUUUCGGGGAUGGAGAUUUGGCGUUGACGAAUCCAUAUAAUAAUGUGAAUGCGGGACAAACGCGGCCCAAGAAUUAUGACAUUAAAAUUAGAGACGGUGAGGUGUUCACCGUGGAAGAGUAUGAGGUUUUUGCUCUCAAAGGUCAGAGGUGUUAA